Molecule: messenger RNA, 902 nt
Organism: Electrophorus electricus (electric eel)
Lineage: Eukaryota; Metazoa; Chordata; Actinopteri; Gymnotiformes; Gymnotidae
Gene: dnaaf6
Product: dynein axonemal assembly factor 6
Biological process (GO): flagellated sperm motility; axonemal dynein complex assembly
Cellular component (GO): cytoplasm
Molecular function (GO): protein-folding chaperone binding; dynein intermediate chain binding
Source: RefSeq, a predicted model, not a curated record
CAACAUAGAAGCGUUUGAAGUCUCCUUCAAAACAUCAACAGGUUCUAUAAGAGUAGGAGAGUGCCGACUCAUACUUUCCAAUUUGUCGGUUAGCGAACACAUCCCAGGCAAAUUCAGAAUUUGUUUCAGGUUGGAAACAUGGACGCGUUGUCAUCCAUCCAAAGCGUGCAGGCGCUUUCUGCUUUGCUCUCUCCGCCAGCAGAGGAGACUGACGACGAGGACUACGAGAAUAUGAAGCCGAUGGCGAGAAUGGGCCCGAGCCAUAUCGGCGCUACUCCCUCUACCAGGGGAAAAGCGCAGGAAACAGUCAGUAGUGCCUACAUAAAGGAGCACAACAAAGACAUCUGGGAUGUGGAGGAGGUGAAUGAAGGGACGCACUUUGAUGACCUCACUGAUUGUCGCCCUCAGCCUGAGUAUGAGAUUGUUCUGAAGCAGAGGGUGGGUACUGAGGAUCUGUUUCUGGGUCUGAGCAGGAAGGAUCCGUCCUCCAUGUGCUGUGAGAGCAUGCUGGUGAAGGUGAAACUGUCAGACACUAAAGCUGCAGAUAUAGUGCUGGAUGUGAAGGAGACUUUUCUGGAUCUCAGAACACCAAAGUAUAAACUAGGUCUUCAUCUGCCUCACCCGGUACACAGUGAGGAGGGGACGGCUCGCUUCAUUUCAGAGCGCGCUGAGCUCGAGGUCACGCUGCCCAUGAACAGAGCCCUGGACUGCAUCAACCUGGCCUGAACGGAGAGGAGCCGGAACACACGGAGCCGCUCCAGCGUCUGGACAACUACUGCCUCGUCCACCACAACAGCGAAAGAGAAAGCAUGUCAGGGAACAGAAACUCUUCCAUAGCGCCUUUAUCUUUAGGCGCGUAGUGUGUGCUAUUUUGUUUUUAAAUAAAAGUACAAUCGAAUGCU